Messenger RNA from Dacryopinax primogenitus, 528 nucleotides. RefSeq lists its product as uncharacterized. The record is from RefSeq and is a predicted model, not a curated record. The transcript has 3 exons. Lineage: Eukaryota; Fungi; Basidiomycota; Dacrymycetes; Dacrymycetales; Dacrymycetaceae. The coding region runs from base 1 to 528 and encodes 175 amino acids.
AUGGUCCGCUCCUCCACCAUUGUUCUCACCCUCACUCUUGCUGCAACGGCGUUCGCCGCCCCUUUGUCUUUGGAGCGCCGAAGCGCUCCAAUGGAGGAGCAUGAGCAGUUUGCAAUGCGAAGCGAAAUGGACGAUGCUUCCCUCGAAAAGCGGAUCCUUGGCGGAGCAUGGCGCUCUGGGAGGAAAGCCGUUGGCCGAAUAGCGCACUAUGUGCAGAAACACCCAAUCGGGGCCUUCUCGGGUGUCGGCGCUGUUCGUUGGAUGGGGAAACAGCUGUUCGGCAACAAGGCCCCCAGGAACACGCAGCCUGCCCGGCAGGGGACCGAUGGGAAGUUGACUGACGAGUCGCCGACGGACGGGGGGUCCGGCGGGGCCCCUGGCAAGUACCGGAGACGUGACUUGCAAGAUGACGACGAAUACCUCCUCGAGAUGAGGGACAUGGAAGACAACACGCCCUGGGUCGUACUACGCGAUGCCAACAUGGAAUACGUGGCAUCGACGGUUAGGUUUGGUGAUGUCCUCAAUUAA